Messenger RNA from Chroicocephalus ridibundus (black-headed gull), 2455 nucleotides. Its product is annotated as cadherin-10-like. Bases 145 to 732 code for a protein of 195 amino acids. The transcript has 2 exons. The record is from RefSeq and is a predicted model, not a curated record. Lineage: Eukaryota; Metazoa; Chordata; Aves; Charadriiformes; Laridae. Gene Ontology annotation, molecular function: calcium ion binding; cadherin binding. Gene Ontology annotation, biological process: homophilic cell-cell adhesion; cell-cell adhesion mediated by cadherin; calcium-dependent cell-cell adhesion. Gene Ontology annotation, cellular component: adherens junction; catenin complex.
AUUUUGACAAGAAGGAAUGGCUUCAGUCGACAUGAAAUAAGUACUUACCUUCUACCAGUGGUGAUAUCGGACAAUGACUACCCAAUCCAGAGCAGCACUGGCACGCUGACCAUUCGAGUGUGUGCCUGUGACAGCCGGGGGAACAUGCAGUCCUGCAACGCAGAGGCUUUGCUCCUCCCUGCUGGCCUCAGCACCGGGGCGCUGGUUGCCAUUCUCCUCUGCAUCAUUAUCCUGCUAGUUAUAGUGGUGCUGUUUGCUGCUCUAAAGAGGCAACGAAAGAAGGAGCCUUUGAUCCUCUCUAAAGAGGACAUCAGAGACAACAUUGUGAGUUAUAAUGAUGAAGGUGGUGGAGAGGAAGACACCCAAGCCUUUGAUAUUGGCACACUGAGGAAUCCUGCAGCUAUCGAAGAUAAGAAGCUUCGACGAGACAUUCUCCCUGAGACGUUAUUUGUACCACGGAGGACUCCUUCAGCACCAGAUAACACAGAUGUCCGAGAUUUCAUUAACCAAAGGCUUAAAGAGCAUGAUACUGAUCCUUCUGCACCACCGUAUGACUCACUUGCAACCUAUGCCUACGAAGGAAAUGAUUCAAUAGCUGAAUCCUUGAGCUCCUUAGAGUCGGGUACUACCGAAGGAGACCAAAACUAUGAUUACCUCCGAGAAUGGGGCCCUCGGUUUAAUAAGCUAGCUGAAAUGUAUGGUGGAGGAGAAAGUGACAAAGACACUUCUUGACCUACAGUAGGCUACAUUUUUGUUUCCUUUGAGCGGAAGUAAUUUUACAGACACCUUCUGCACUCAACAGUAUUUAACAUUCAGGAAAAUUUUCCUGCCACUCAGCACAAUGGUUUCCUUUUAAAAAUUGUUUUUAAUUUGUCCAUUAAUGUCAUUCAUUCUUUCUAGUAGGAUACCACUUGGAAUAUAUACAGCAUUUUAUUUAAUCACCUUCCAAGAGCCAAAGCUAUGGAAAUUCAGUGUUGUCCAUUUUAGUAAGUAAAAUAAAAAUACCUUACCUUCAGAAAUUUGAACAGGGUGAUAAUCCCUUAAGCAACCUCAUGUACAAGCCGCUUCUGUUAGGUACAUGUCAUAUCCUUGCAAGUGCAGCUUUUAAGAUGGCAAAGAAGAAAAAAUCCAAUAUGUCCUGUUCUGUACAUUAAAAUUAAAACAAAAUGUACACGUGGUGUUAAUAAGUGUAAUAUGCAGCUGGUUUAAAAAAAAGUUUGUGCAACUCCAUUUCAUCAAAUUCUAUCUGCCAAUGUUUUAUAUUUAUAUUUUUGUAUUUAUUUUUAAGAAAUAAACCAGGUUUUACAACUAUGUUGAUGCUUCCCUGCCUGUUCUGGCCAUCAGUUCCAGGCUUGAAGAGAACAUGACAUUUCUCCGAUGACAGCACAGCCAACUGCUAGUACUUCUGUGCUGCAGUAUUCUCCAUACAUUUAACACAAUCUGAAGUGCUUGCGCUCACAGGGAGAGGAUCAAGUUAUAGACCUAUUGGCUUGAUCAAAAGUGCUAUUUCCUACAGUUGUCAUGUUUAAGAGAAAUCUUGUGCUAUUUUUGAGCUGAGCUAAUAAUAUUCUAUUCUAGAAAGUUGAACUACUAUAUUGUCUCAACUUGAAUUACCUUGUUUUAAAAUCAUGCUAGGACAACUAAUCCGUCCAAACACAAAAAAUUAGUUUCAAAAACUGAGUUUAUUUGUUCUAUAGUUCUCCAUUUUGAAUCAUAAUUACAUCAUCAGAGGUGAUCUGUAACUGCGAUGGAUAACGUGUAAAAAGAUGUUUAAACAAUCAUUUUAAAGCAACAUCCUUUUCCAAAGACAAAUCAUUUGAUGACAAACCACUGUGUGUUGUAUUGCAACCAUCUGAGGGUAAUCUAAUCUCCUUUAAAGCUGGCAGUAAAAAAAGUGUCAGUAAAACUAGCACACCCACCAUCUAAUUUACUGACUUUUCUAUAGCUUGGAAAAGUCGAGUAAAAAGAAACCUGCGCAAUGAGCCAACUGCAACAGAAAUCGUACUUUAGCUAUCACGAAACGAAGUAGGUAUCCCAAGACAUUUUAAGAUGUCUCUUUUUACUUUCAAUCUUUAGAUUACACAAAUCUAUUUAGUAAACAAGCACUGAGAUUUCAAAACAUUGCUGAGAUGAGAUAAUUUCAGAGCAAAAGCAGGAUGUUGUAGGGUCUGUAUUUACUUAUUGAUUGUAGAAAAAAGACAUCUGAAGGAUAAUUCCUCCCCUGUCUCUCUUAACUUCUUACUGGCAUAAAAUCAAAGAUAUUGAAAAUAUAUUAGUCCUUCGAAAAGUGCAAUGCUGCAUUCUUCUUUGAUCAGACAUUUCUUCUCCUUAAUGGAGUGAUUAAACCCAAUGAAGUUGAAAGCUGAAUACAGUGCCAUUAUGCAAGCUAUUCCAGUGCAAUGGAGACAAAAUUUUUAUUGACUUGAUAUCAAGUUAAACUAUUUUAUCUAUUAAG